This is a messenger RNA of Lemur catta (Ring-tailed lemur), 4738 nucleotides long. It is a transcript of the gene RCOR3, whose product is annotated as REST corepressor 3. Gene Ontology annotation, cellular component: transcription regulator complex; histone deacetylase complex. Gene Ontology annotation, molecular function: transcription corepressor activity. Gene Ontology annotation, biological process: negative regulation of DNA-templated transcription; regulation of transcription by RNA polymerase II. Bases 1048 to 2451 code for a protein of 467 amino acids. The transcript has 11 exons. NCBI's taxonomy places the organism in Eukaryota, Metazoa, Chordata, Mammalia, Primates, Lemuridae. The record is from RefSeq and is a predicted model, not a curated record.
UUAAAUAAUUAAAGCCAUAUUUUUAACUUAUUUACUCAGUCUAUAAUUGAUUUUAUUAGAAUAAGGAUAAACAUCACAUUCUUGAAAUUCACUUAAUCAUUUUCUGCUUAAAAAUCUUCUCCAGAAGCAUACCAAACCCAAGGACACAAUCAAAAUCUGUUACGAUUUAAACUUAGGAAGGUUUUUUUUGUAGUUAUGAUAGGCCAAUCUUGUCAAGCAAAUAUAGAUUAUCAAUUAUUAGAUACUUUUUGCAAGGAUAUAUGGAGCCUCUGCCAUUGAGCAUUGUACUGCUGCUCUGUUUUAUUCUUAUUCUAAGUGUUAAACUGUUGUGUGAAGUUUUUAUUUCACAUCAAUUCAAUAUAAUUAGGUCAGAAUUUAAACACAUUGCCAUGGAAAAGAUAAAAUAAGGAAAAGAGAUUUAUUAACUAAUGAUAGAAAUUGAGAAAUGGUCGGCUCCUCUCUCUCCUUUUUGUCUCAUUUUAUUAUCUUUGUCUCAAACCACUCAAUCCAUCUUUAUGAAGAUGGCUCACCUAUAGCGCCACAAAUCAUUUGGAAGAAAAAUUCCUUGGGUGCUGAUACUAUGAUGAUCAGAAUGUAGGAAAAUUAGAAGAGGAUUUUUUGUGGAGAAUAUUUUUAUUAGAAGAGAUAAUGAUAGAAAUUAAGCACAUAAAUAAUAAAUUAGUAAACUGAUUAGAGAAUAUGAGAAGAAUUGACAUUUAUGUUGGAAUUAUGGAAAUUAAGAGAUUAGGGACAGUUUACCUUAAUAUAUGGGCCCUUUGCUAAUGAUGUCUUUAUAAUUUACUAACUGGAGUUUUGAUUAUUUUCUUUCAGUUGUUUACUUGAUCUUCCCAACAUUUAUUUAUUGCCUACUGACUGUGCUUACACCAUGAGAAGCAAUUUUGUGUGGUGAUUAAGUCUCACCUCUUUCCUUUAAUCUAAUAUGGCAUAAUGACCUUAGAUGAACUGCCUGACUCCUUUGUGAAAGGGUGAUAAUGUUGAGUGUAUCACGAGAGUGCUACAAAGUACACAGAUAAAGACAAUGGAGGAAUGCUUGUAUGGUCUCCAUAUCACAGUAUCCCAGAUGCCAAAUUGGAUGAAUAUAUUGCAAUUGCAAAGGAGAAGCAUGGCUACAAUGUGGAACAGGCACUUGGCAUGUUGUUCUGGCAUAAACAUAAUAUUGAGAAGUCCCUUGCUGAUCUCCCUAAUUUCACUCCCUUUCCGGAUGAGUGGACAGUGGAAGAUAAAGUCCUAUUUGAACAAGCCUUUAGUUUUCAUGGAAAGAGCUUUCACAGGAUUCAGCAAAUGCUUCCAGAUAAGACAAUUGCAAGCCUUGUAAAAUACUACUAUUCCUGGAAAAAAACUCGAUCUAGGACAAGUUUGAUGGAUCGCCAGGCUCGUAAACUAGCCAAUAGACAUAAUCAGGGUGACAGUGAUGAUGAUGUGGAAGAAACACACCCAAUGGAUGGGAAUGAUAGUGAUUAUGAUCCCAAAAAAGAAGCCAAAAAAGAGGGUAGUACUGAACAACCUGUCCAAACUAGCAAGAUUGGACUUGGAAGGAGAGAGUAUCAGAGUUUACAACAUCGCCAUCAUUCUCAGCGUUCUAAGUGCCGUCCACCUAAGGGCAUGUAUUUAACCCAGGAAGAUGUGGUAGCUGUUUCCUGUAGUCCCAAUGCAGCCAACACCAUCCUGAGGCAACUGGACAUGGAGUUGAUCUCUCUAAAACGUCAGGUUCAGAAUGCUAAGCAAGUAAACAGUGCACUUAAACAGAAAAUGGAAGGUGGAAUUGAAGAAUUCAAACCUCCUGAGUCAAAUCAGAAAAUUAAUGCCCGUUGGACCACAGAGGAGCAGCUUCUAGCAGUGCAAGGUGUCCGCAAAUAUGGUAAAGAUUUUCAAGCUAUUGCAGAUGUAAUUGGCAACAAGACUGUUGGCCAAGUGAAGAACUUCUUUGUAAACUACAGGCGUCGGUUUAACUUAGAGGAGGUAUUGCAGGAAUGGGAAGCAGAACAAGGAACCCAGGCUUCUAAUGGUGAUGCUUCUACUUUAGGGGAGGAGACAAAAAGUGCUUCUAAUGUGCCAUCAGGGAAGAGCACUGAUGAAGAAGAGGAGGCACAGACCCCACAGGCUCCUCGGACUCUGGGUCCAUCACCUCCUGCCCCAUCAUCCACUCCAACACCAACAGCCCCCAUUGCCACUCUGAACCAGCCUCCACCACUUCUUCGUCCAACACUGCCUGCUGCCCCUGCUCUUCACCGGCAGCCUCCUCCACUCCAGCAGCAGGCUCGGUUCAUCCAGCCCCGGCCAACUUUAAAUCAGCCUCCACCACCUCUCAUUCGCCCUGCUAACUCUAUGCCACCCCGUCUAAACCCAAGACCAGUGUUGUCCACGGUUGGUGGUCAGCAGCCACCAUCACUUAUUGGAAUUCAGACAGAUUCACAGUCCUCACUGCACUAAAAAUUAAAUUGGACAGAGCUGCAGUAACUUCUCACCCCACCAUUAUACCAGUGCUCAUCUGACUGAUGUAAAGGAGGAAAGAAUAAUCCUUCCUAGAUACUGAGGCUGCGAAUUAGUUCUGUGGCAGUGGACUAGCAUAAGUGGAUGUCUAAGAAAUUUUUCAGUUCCUUAUACAACAAACAGCCUCUAGUUAGCCUCCUUUCUAGAGUAUACGUUCAGCAACGUGUUCUCAUAAAAGGAAAAAAAAAUUUAUGUAUUCUAUAUACCAAGGGUUUUUUUUGUUUGUUUUUACUGUAUUUAUUUUAUUGAGGUUCUUUAUAUUCCUGCCUCUUCAUAGUCAAGGCUCUUAGUACAGGAAUUUUGACUUAGGAAUUGUGAAAACUCCUUAAGUUUCUUAAGUUAAGGAUGUUUGGCUUUUGUUUUCUUUAAUUUAAUUUUUUAAAAACAUUUUCCUAUGUUAGGAGUGCAAGAAUAAAUAGCCUGCAUUUCAGAUUUUGACAUGUUCAUUUUAUGCAUAUUUAAGAAAUUAUAGCUACAUAUCCCUUUUUUCAAAAAACGUUGCUUUUUUUCCUAAAGGAAUUUUAAUAUAUUCCUUUAAAAGAAAGCAAUUUAAUCAAUUGCAAAGCAAUUAUAUGAAACCACAAAGAAUGUACUGAACCUACUAACCCUUUAACAUACAGUUUAGGGUCCUAGUGCAAAGUCCUUGUUUAUAGGUCGUUGACCUGUCAUCAGUAAUGAGAGGAUUGGAAUAAUAAUUUUACAUACAAAUGAGGACUUAAUUUGUUGAAAUAUAAUGUCUUUAAGUUCCUUGAAAAUGAAGUUAAUUUUGAAAAAAAAUUUUUUUAUGUUUCUAAAUGCUAUCUGCUUUUAACUAGUAGUUGCCUACACUUGGGGACUUUAGAAAAGAAUUAUAUUUUGUCAGUUAUGUAGAGAUAAUGGUUAUGGAUGCAUUUAUUUACAAUACCCUUUUUGUGUUUAGUUUAUGAGCUUCAAAUUGCCCUCAUACUUAAUAAUAUGGUCUGCAUUUGAUAUGAAGGGUGUUUUCUUGAUAAAUCUCUAUUGUACUAUUUGGAUACAUUUGUGUAUUCCUUGCAGCCAACCUGUACUCGUGGGAUUGGUUUAGGGUUAAAUCAUCAACAUUAUUUCAUAAAAUAAAUUUAAGAAUUUGUUCUGUGUUAUCUAAAGAUGUAUCAGUAUAUUGUCACAAUUGUGCUGUUAACUAAAAAUGCUGAGACCCCUUUUUAUAAAGAAACAAAAAGACAUUUCAAGGCUUGUUACUUCACAUAAUCAUUAAGCACUUACAAAGAAUAUUUUACAAGUGAUAGUAUUUCAGUGUGUUACUAAUAUUUUUGAUACAAUGAUUUCAUAUUGGAAUCAUGAUUUAUGCAGAGGGACAGAUCACUUAGAUUGCUAUAUACUAGUGGAACAUAAAGCUAAAUGUUUGCACAUUCACACUCUUACCAUGUUUAGAACUACUUCAUGAAAUGACACGUAAGGCCCUAAUUUAUGUUUUGAAAGGUCAUGUAUUCCCAAAAUACAGGAAAAAUAGUCCCUACCAUUGGCUCUACAGCAUUAAAGAGCUGUAGGUUUAAAUUCAUUGAUUAGUUUUAAUUUUCAAUUUUAGACCACUUCUUUCCUUAAAGACUCUUAAGUUCUGGCAUAAUCUAAAACUUUUUUCCAGCAUGGGUCCUUUUGUUUCUCGUUGGCUCAUCUUAAAUAGUUCUUGCCCCUGGAUUAUAACCAGAUAAAAUUUAACUGAUAAAAAAUUCUUAAUAUUCAAGAAUGUAUAAUUAUUUUUUCUUUAAAAGCCUCGGGUGACAGUUAUAUAUCUUAAAAGAAAAUAUCUAAAGCAUUUUUUAAAGCACUUAGAUUGUCUUGCAUAUGUGGAUACUAUACCUUUACAGCUUUCCUUGUCUUGUCUCUUGUCAGUAGACCUUCAGUACACAGUAUGUGGGAUGUCAGUCAAGUUGGUCAGCACCAGCAUCUGUCCAGCUGUUCAGUAUAUUGUGAUUCAUAUAAAAUCUGUUCUAUCCCAGACAUGGACCAAGGUGCUGUAUCUGAGGGAUGUGCUGUAAUUUGAUUUACGUACAUUAGAGCACACAGUAGAAAAAUCUUAGCUUCGUUAGUAAUAUGACACAUGUAUAUAGUGAGAUGUCUUUAUUGUGUGCUUUGCAUAUUUUGUAAAUAUUUUGCACGUCAUUAUUUUUCUUUUUUGCUUAAGCAGUGUUUGGCCUGGAAGAGUGAUAUGCUUGCUGCUUAAUCAAAGGAUUAAAGAUUUAAAGAUGUC